Molecule: messenger RNA, 702 nt
Organism: Oppiella nova
Lineage: Eukaryota; Metazoa; Arthropoda; Arachnida; Sarcoptiformes; Oppiidae
Source: the annotation of a GenBank genome assembly
CCGGCCAUACAGUUGGCCCACGCGGGCCGUAAGGCUAGCACUCCAGUCAUAUGGAAAGGUGUUAGGGGGGAGACGUUAACGGCUGAGAAUGGGGGCUGGGAUAUCGUGGCUCCCAGUGCCGUAGCCUAUGACGACAAGUCUCAAGUGCCCAAAGAGGCCACUCUGGAGGACAUCGAAGUACUGCAGAAGGCCUUUGAAACGGCGGCCAUACGUGCGGUUAAGGCUGGCUUUGAGGCAAUUGAGUUGCACUACGCCCACGGCUACCUUAUCAGCACAUAUCUGUCCCCACUCUCAAACACGCGGACCGACAGAUACGGCGGUUCACUGGAAAACCGGAUGCGCUUUGGGUUAGAGACGGCACACAGAGUGCGGAAAGUCAUCCCUAAAGAGACUCCACUUUUAGUACGUAUUUCGGUCACCGAUUACGCGGACGGGGGAUGGGAUGUGACACAGAGUGUGGAGUUCGCCAAACGGCUGAAGGCUAUCGGCGUCGAUGUCGUGGACUGUAGUUCCGGUGGUGUCGUCGGAAACGUAGACUACGGGCCCUUAAAUACGCCGGAAGUGCAGCACAAAGCGGCCGCUACUAUACAACGAGAGGCCGGUAUCCCGACGGCAGCCGUCGGCAAAAUAGUGCAUCCCUUUCAGGCGGAAAAGCUGUUGCAGGAUAACAGUGCGACCCUUAUAUUCAUCGGUAGGGCGUUA